Molecule: messenger RNA, 924 nt
Organism: Striga hermonthica
Lineage: Eukaryota; Viridiplantae; Streptophyta; Magnoliopsida; Lamiales; Orobanchaceae
Source: the annotation of a GenBank genome assembly
AUGUCAAGAACCAUUCCAAGAGUUGAGGAAUUUUUCUUGGAGUUCUUACGGGUUGAUGACACCUCUGGAUUGGGGCUUUUUAAUGUUUUAUUGGAUGCACUGCGGUCUCUUGGUUUGAACAUUGAUGAUGUGAGACGUCAAGGUUAUGACAAUGGUUCGAACAUGAAGGAGAAACAUAAAGGGGUCAUCACAUAUUUCCAGAAGUAUAGAGAAGAUGGCUUCGAUGCUAGUAUUGAGACUGCAAAAUCCAUUGCAUCUAGUAUAGGCAUAGAACUAAAAUUUCCUACAAAACGUCAAGCUAAAAGAAAGAAGCAUUUUGAUGAAGAAGAUGAUGAAAGUGAAGAAUUACAACGUUCAGCUAUUGAAACCUUUAAACAUGAGUAUUUCCUAGUUGUUGUGGAUACUGCAAUUGCUUCAUUGACUAGUCGAUUUGAGAAGCUAAAGGAAUUUGAGGAAAUAUUUGGUUUCUUAUUCAACUCAGAAAAUCUGAAAUCCUUGGAUGAUAAUGAUCUACGAAAGUGUUGCACUACUUUUGUAAAGAAAUUUUCUCAUGAAAAUAAGUCUGAUGUAGAGUUGGAAGAUUUUUUCUCUGAACUAAAAGUGCUACGAAGUUCUUUGCCAGAAGAAUUGAUGUCAGCAGUUGAGAUUCUUCAGUUUGUUAAAGCUGCAGAAUGCUAUCCAAAUGUCUCCAUUGCAUAUCGAAUUUUGUUAACCAUUCCAGUGACAGUAGCAUCAGCCGAAAGAAGUUUCUCCAAAUUGAAACUUUUGAAAAAUUAUUUGAGGUCCACUAUGUCACAAGAAAGGUUGAAUGGUUUAGCUAUGUGCGCCAUUGAGAAGGAUAUUUUGGACGACAUUAAUCUUGAUGCUGUUAUUGAAGAUUUUGCAUCAAGAAAUGCCCAUAGACGGUUUUUAUCAAUGAACUAA